AGGGGCCCUAGGCGCCUGCGGCAAACCAGACAGUCGGGGGAGAUUCACCCCGGCUAGGUCUGCAGAACACGCGCCCCCCCCCACCCGGGGCCGCACCUCAGGGGCGGCCGGGGGCGAGGCCGUUGCCCCGGGUGUGUGUACUGGCUCCCCUCCGACGCUGCAGCUGGCCCGCCCCGCCGCGAUAGACCCGCAGGCGGCGGCGCGGGCCGAUGACGUCAGCUGGGCGACGCGGUUCCGGUUACUGCGCGAGUCGCCGGUGCCGCGGCUGAGUGGGGGGCGGGCUUUGGAAACGGUCCUGGCCGUUGGAGGCGGGAGCCCCGCUGCAGUCGCGCGCGGAAACAGUCUUGGAGGAAAAAAAAGACUUACUCUACAAAUUCAAGCUUCUUUAGACAAGAUCCACUAAAGCCAUCGGAAAGCAAAUGUCAUCAGAAAUGCCAGCAGAAAAUCCAUUACCCACAGACCUUCCUGAUGUGGAAGAAAAGAUUAAUUCAAAUGACAAUCAAGUCAAGAAAGGGGAGCCAGAAUCGGACAAGGCAGAGAGCAUUGGAGUUAUGUCAAAGAGACAAAUGAAGAAGCUAAUGAAGCAGAAACAAUGGGAAGAGCAAAGAGAUUUACGCAGGCAGAGACGAAAAGAGAAACGCCAGAAAAGAAAACUGGAGCGUCAGUAUCAGUUGGAAUCUAACAAUGAAGGGAGUGACAGGAAGCGUAUACGUAGGGAUGUUGUUCCUAGUACUCUUCGUCUUAUUAUAGACUGCAGUUUUGACAACUUGAUGGUAUUAAAGGAUGUCAAGAAGCUUCACAAGCAAAUUCAGAGAUGUUAUGCAGAAAACCGUAAAGCAUUACAUCCUGUACUGUUUUACUUGACCAGUCAUGGAGGCCAGCUGAAGAACAACAUGGAUGAAAAUGACAAAGGAUGGGUCAACUGGAAGGAUAUCCAUGUUUCAUCAGAGCAUUAUAAUGAACUAAUGAAGAAGGAAGACCUUGUGUAUCUUACAUCAGACUCCCCUGACGUGCUGAAUGAACUAGAUGAGACUAAAGCCUAUGUAAUUGGAGGUCUGGUGGAUCACAAUCACCACAAGGGGAUUACUUACAAAAAAGCACUAGAACAGGGAAUUGGUCAUGCGCAGCUUCCUCUUGGAAAUUUUGUGAAAAUGAACAGCCGGAAAGUACUGGCAGUUAAUCAUGUGUUUGAGAUAAUCCUCUCUUAUCUGGAGAAGAGAAACUGGAAGGAAGCAUUUUUCAGCAUCUUGCCACCGCGGAAAGGGGCCAGUCCUCUGGGCGAAGCCAAUGACUCAUCCAAAUGUGAGCUGCGUGAAAAAGAAGCUGGUGAAGAUAAUAGCUCAGACAGCGACUAAGCAACUGUGGAAGUGGGCAGGAAUGUAAAGUGCAUGUGUCACAAGGGAUAGAAAUAAGACAUGAGUUAGAUUGUUCUCAGAGGUUUCAUCUAUCUAACUAGUGGUAUUUAAUUGUUUAAAUGGCUACGCUUGGAAAGGAGUGGUAAAGAUAAAUGUUAUUUUUACCUUGAAAAUACUUCCUUUUUUUUAGCUUUUUAUAAAGUAAAUUAAUGGCAAAUGCAGAACUUAUUUUGUUAUGGAAGCUAAUAUUUAUUUUCCUUUUGAAAUAUUUUAUUUUAUACAUACAGAACAGUUUUAUUUUAUUUUCUUGAAGCUUGUGAUGGAAGCUAAUAAUUAAUGUGUUAGUAACUGUCCCUAUUUUGUGUAUGUACCCUUGAUAUUUUAUUAUUAUUCUUUACCCACUCCUAUCCUAUAUUAUGUCUUGAAAGCAAUGAGUGUCAAAGGUUAAUGAAUCUGAAAGCUCCUUCUGGCAUUGCCUGUUGCAAAGUGUGCAUAACUUCACUGUCAUUGGGGGCUUUUCUGAACAAAGAAUGGUCUUAUAGUCGCUGAAAAAACAUUGGGAGCCAAGAACUGUGCUCUGGGCCUGCUUUGGACACUUUAAGACAUAAUUUUUUAAAAAACAUCCUCCAUCACAGCACACCUGCCUUCUCUGGCAGGGCUGUGAGUAUUUCAAAAAGAGUUACUCUUCUUACCUGUUGAACUGAAGCUCUCUGUUCUAACUAAAUUUUUAAAAUAGCCAUUUCAAUACUCCUGAAGCAGGCCAAAAGACAGCCUUGCGGGGCAGAAGGUGUCCUUUCACACUAGAGGAGCCAUUCUCUCAUCCCUUUCUGCAGGGACUAUCCAGAAGGGAGCCAGUUAUAGGGUAGCUUUUGGGAUGUGGACAAGUAUCUACUGAGAGCAAUUCUGCAAUCAUCAGUAGACUCCCCAAGAGCUUUUGGAUGAUAGCAACUUCUGGUCACUUGUGGCGUGGGCUGGUUUUGAACAGGUAAUAUAGAUGUAACUAGCUGUGUAUCCAGAUCCUGUCCUCCCUCCACUGUCACCACUUUCAGACUGGGAGUUGAACUGGAAUAUGUGUAGAUGUAUAUGUGGCCUAUAGUUUUACAGGGUUGGCAACAAGCAAAUUAUGAUUUGACAUGUUCAGUGUGGUCAUUUUUAAUGCUUCUUUUAAUAUAAAUUAAUUUUGAGAACUCUUUAGGCAGCCAUCUGAUAAACUACAGUGAAGAUUCAUCUGCCUUAGUUCGUGGACAACAGUUUGUUGCUCAAAUAAAAUACUGUGGUGGGUUUAUUGUGUAGAUAUGCCAAGAGAAAUAUGUUAAAUUUUGUCUCUGAACCGGGAGAAACUUUGGGACAAAAGCAUUGUCUUGUUUUGUUUGAAGAGCCAAAGAAAUGAAAUGCCAGUACCAGUUUCCUCUGUUAAUAAACAAAUGUAUAAAAUAGCAAAGGUACAAAGUGUAUAUAUUACAAUUGAGGUAUUGCAUACUGCUGCACAUAGUAUUCAUUAAAUCUGAUCUAAGCA
Messenger RNA from Dermochelys coriacea (leatherback sea turtle), 2871 nucleotides. RefSeq names its product tRNA methyltransferase 10A (gene TRMT10A). The transcript is spliced from 8 exons. Gene Ontology annotation, biological process: tRNA N1-guanine methylation. Gene Ontology annotation, cellular component: nucleus; cytosol; nucleoplasm. Bases 420 to 1355 code for a protein of 311 amino acids. Lineage: Eukaryota; Metazoa; Chordata; Testudines; Dermochelyidae. Gene Ontology annotation, molecular function: tRNA binding. The record is from RefSeq and is a predicted model, not a curated record.